Messenger RNA from Hypomesus transpacificus, 1683 nucleotides. RefSeq names its product doublesex- and mab-3-related transcription factor A1-like. NCBI's taxonomy places the organism in Eukaryota, Metazoa, Chordata, Actinopteri, Osmeriformes, Osmeridae. Gene Ontology annotation, biological process: sex differentiation; regulation of transcription by RNA polymerase II. Gene Ontology annotation, cellular component: nucleus. The transcript is spliced from 2 exons. Gene Ontology annotation, molecular function: protein binding; DNA-binding transcription factor activity, RNA polymerase II-specific; RNA polymerase II cis-regulatory region sequence-specific DNA binding. The record is from RefSeq and is a predicted model, not a curated record. Bases 136 to 1443 code for a protein of 435 amino acids.
UCACCUGAAAGUGGAGUACUUUUAAGCGCACGAGUUUUGAGUGGAAGCCCCACUUGUGAGAAAGCAGAAACUGAACGAACACUGAUUACUUGAACUCUGGACCUUCUGGAGAACUUGUUUACAUCUCGCAGAGCAAUGGACGGUAGCAUCAGACCGCUUGGUCUGGCCGGGCACACUUCUUCACCUCUCUCAAUCGGAGGCUUGCAGAUGCCCGCUUCCCUCCUUCGUCCCCCGCCUCUCUUCCUUCGGGCCGCGGCCGCAGCAGUUUGUAAUCCCUCACUGGAGAGAAGUUACCCCAGAACGCCGAAAUGUGCACGGUGUAGGAACCACGGCGUGGUGUCCGCUCUAAAAGGGCAUAAGCGCUUCUGUCGUUGGAGAGAUUGUGCGUGCGCCAAGUGCACGCUAAUUGCGGAGAGGCAACGAGUGAUGGCGGCGCAGGUGGCACUCCGUAGGCAACAGGCUCAAGAGGAGAGCGAGGCCCGUGAGCUCCAGUUUAUGUACAACGGCUCAGGGACAGGAGAGAGUGGAAUCGCCGUGGCAUCAUCUCAAGGAGUAGGCCAACCUGGAAAUACAAAUAACGAACCGAGAGCAAGUUUUAAUGUCUUUGGAGCUAACAACCCGAAGGACGAUGAAAAAAUGCUCAAAUAUAACUUAUACAAUGGAUUCAUGGGUCGAUCCAUCUUUCCGCCUCAUCUCGCAACACUACCUUCUCCAACGGACAAUAACGAGACCUCGACAAGCCAGGAGAAACACCGUGCCUUCGAUAAAGAAAGUGGGAGCCAAUCUCCUGUCUUCGACCAGCGAUCCAACCACACAGAAAGCCCACGGUCGCUGUCAUCUUCGGAUCUCGAAUCGGGAAGUGAGUCGGAGAGGGCCAAGGAAUAUCCUUCUCUGGAGCUUGGUGCAAGCGGCUGCGCGUCGAAGGACCCCACCGACGUCAUGACCAAGAUAUUUCCCCAUCACAAGCGGGAAUCUCUGGAGUCGGUGUUGAAAACUUGCAAAGGUGACAUUGUGAAGGCAAUUGAACUGGUACUGAGCUUCAAAGAUAAUAAUUACAACUCAGAUGGUGUAGGAGUGUCUUUCUCCAUUCACUCAAACGCAUCGAGGCCGAAUAUUGGACUUCCAAUGGGAGUUCUGGGCGCCAUGGGUAACAAGUCUGCAUUUUCCCCGCUCCAAACGCCAACAACUUCCGGGGGUGACACCCUGUACGGGCUCAACCCUCGCUUUGGCAUCAGUCCUUUGCGUCUGGCCUACUCCUCCACAGGUUCUGCCAUACCCAGUUUCAUGUCACCAUACGUGACCUCCGGACUGAUGCCAGGUUUUCCACUGCGCCCGCCGUUGGACUACUCUUUCCCGGGGAUGAUGCGAGAUCUCUCCUACUUACAGACCAAAGACUCUCUGUGCCAUUCUGGUAUUUACUCACGUUUAAACAAUGACAAAUAAAAUGUGCAUGGUAACUCCGCAAAAGACCAAUUUGCGUUAACAGAAACAUAUUCCCUCAUGGACUUUCAUUGCCUCACCGUCUUUUUUUAGAUCUGAACAUUAUUUGAAAUGUGGUGCGAAACGUUUAACUCUAGUUCUAACCUCAUACUUGAUGUUUUUUCGUCUUUGAGCGUUUGUUAAAAUGUAUAAUAAAAACGUAUAUUUUCAAAAGUUUGUGACAAAUAAAGAAUUUCAAAUGAA